GGAGGAGGAGCUGCUAAUCUUCAGACUCAGAGACACAAAGCAGAAGAGGAUCCAGGCAGAAACAAAUCUCUGCUGUUUGUUUGACGUCUUCUCGCUGAGAUCCGUCAGCGCCAAAUAAGUUUUUCAAAAGAUUAUAAGACAGAAGAGCUGCUGAUGGAAACGUUUGAAAACAAGAUGUAGUAUGGAAACAGCACGUUUUCACAGAAGAUGGAGUUUGGGAGCUGAUUUCCUGUGACAGUAACGUGGAAGCAGCAGAUGGAGUCUGGAACAUUUUUAACAAAAGCAACAUGUGUUUGGAUGCAGCAGCCGGUGGUUUCAUUAAAGAAGGAUGAUGUCAAAGCAGCUUCAGCUUUUAACAGUCACGUCAGGAUGUUCAGAAACAGUUUGACGCUUUAAUAAGGAAAAAGAUGCAAUUAUCACAGAAGAUCAAGUUUGGAAGCAGUCUGUGAUUUUAAAGUAAAUUGAGAUGAAGUUUGGAAGUCUUUGCACCCUGAAUGUCGGUGGUCGCAGGUUUUCCUUCCCGGCGGAGCUGAUGAAGAGUCUCCCUCUCAGCAGGCUGAGCCGGCUGCAUCGCUGUGUGUCAGAGAGUGAGCUGUUGGAGCUCUGCGAUGACUACGACUGCGACAGGAACGAGUUUUUCUUCGACCGACACUCAGAAGCCUUCAGCUUCAUCAUGCUGUAUCUGCAGCACGGGACGCUGCGUUUUGUGCCAGACAUGUGCGAGCUGUCCUUCUAUAACGAGAUGCUGUACUGGGGUCUGGAGAGCUCCGACCUGCAGCCGUGCUGCCAGCGACGCCUCAACGACCGCAUGUCCAACUGCUUCGUCCACUUCUUCCCUGAGGAGGGGCCACAGGGCCCAGAGGAGUUCGGGAGCCGCUGGCUGGAGACGAUAAGGAAGAUGUUUGAGGAGCCCACAUCCUCGCUGCUGGCUCAGGUCCUCGCCUCGGUGUCGAUGCUGUUCGUGGUCAUCUCCAUGGUGAUGCUGUGUGCCAGCACCUUACCUGACUGGAAGACCGCCGAGACGCUGGACCAGCACAGAGUGACCCAGAAUCUGUUCCAUCACCAUGGUGACGGGAACAUCGGGUCACAGUCUCCAUGGUAA
Molecule: messenger RNA, 1102 nt
Organism: Cottoperca gobio
Lineage: Eukaryota; Metazoa; Chordata; Actinopteri; Perciformes; Bovichtidae
Product: potassium voltage-gated channel subfamily G member 3-like
Exons: 3
Coding region: 467-1102 (211 amino acids)
Biological process (GO): potassium ion transmembrane transport; protein homooligomerization; action potential
Cellular component (GO): membrane; voltage-gated potassium channel complex
Molecular function (GO): delayed rectifier potassium channel activity
Source: RefSeq, a predicted model, not a curated record